Molecule: messenger RNA, 579 nt
Organism: Maylandia zebra (zebra mbuna)
Lineage: Eukaryota; Metazoa; Chordata; Actinopteri; Cichliformes; Cichlidae
Source: RefSeq, a predicted model, not a curated record
AUGGCAUCACACGCAGGAGGAUGCGAUCAAGGGAAUUCCGGAGAUCAGGUUCUUGAAGUUGGAACUAUUUUGUUACAGGAUUUCAUCUAUGAGCGAGUUCAGAGGCAAAGAGAUGGCAAUAGGGCAGUGACGAGAGAACAGCUUGAUGGAAGCCAGCUGACUAACCCAAAACAUAUGAUGCUUGCUCAGUGCCUGCAGCAGAUUGGAGACGAGCUGGAUGGAAAUGUAGAGCUCCAAAGAAUGAUAAAUGACUCUUCACUUUGUCCCACAAGAGAGGUUUUUAUGAGAGUGGCCUCUGAGAUCUUUUCAGAUGGAAUAUUGAACUGGGGCAGGGUGGUUGCACUGUUCUACUUUGUAUGCCGACUCGUUAUCAAAGCUCUUGUAACUCAGAUUCCGAAUAUUAUCAGAACCAUUAUCAGUUGGACCAUAGACUAUCUCCGGGAACAUGUGAUCAACUGGAUCAGGGAGCAAGGUGGCUGGGAGGGUAUUCGCUCCUACUUUGCCACACCAACAUGGCAGAUGGUCGGAGUUUUCUUGGCAGGAGUCCUUACCACUGUUCUUGUCAUUUGCAAGAUAUGA